Molecule: messenger RNA, 1177 nt
Organism: Labeo rohita (rohu)
Lineage: Eukaryota; Metazoa; Chordata; Actinopteri; Cypriniformes; Cyprinidae
Product: gastrula zinc finger protein xLCGF3.1
Exons: 3
Coding region: 120-1100 (326 amino acids)
Source: RefSeq, a predicted model, not a curated record
AAGGACUUUUAUUUUGUUCGGGCGAUGUGACGUCACAGGGCUGCGCCGCGCUCCUGCGUCUGUUUUGAUUCGGCUGAAGACAGAAAAACUCCUGCUGAGGUCCACACGCUGUUAUAAAGAUGGCGUUUAUUAAAGAGGAGAAUGAAGAAGUGAAGAUUGAAGAGGCAUUCAGAGUCAAAAAUGAAGAUACUGAUGAACAAACAGAGCUGAUAGUGCUGAAAGUGGAGAAUCAAGAACUGGAUGAAAUGGAAGAGAAACAUCAUGAUUUUGUAACUGCAGAACAGACAUCAUCAAGAGUUCAAACAACUGAAACCAUUAAUCACCACACAAUGAUUCACUCAAGUUUUAAAUGUCAUGAAUGUGGGGUGAAAUUCUAUAGCAGUAAACACCUUAACAGGCAUGCAAUAAUUCACUCCAAAGAAAAGCCUUUUAAAUGCCAGCAGUGUGAAAAGAGUUUUAAAAUCAUCAAAUACCUGAAGAAUCACAUGAAAAUUCACAGUGGACAAAAACCAUUCACAUGCACUCAGUGUGGAAAGUGUUUCGGUCAUAAAGUAAGCCUCAAGACUCACAUGAUUCUUCACACUGGAGAGAAGCCUUACACCUGCAGACUGUGUGGAAAGAGCUUCUCACAAAGCGGAAAUCUUCAAUAUCACAUGAGAGUUCACACUGGAGAGAAACGUUACACCUGCCCACACUGCCAAAAAAAAUUUGGUCACAAAGUCAGCCUCAAGACUCACCUGAGGAUUCACACCGGAGAGAGGCCUUACAAUUGCCAACAGUGUGACAAGAGUUUUGCACACAAAGAAUCCCUUGAAAUUCACAUGACAUUUCACACUGGAGAGAUGCCCUUCACCUGCCAGCUGUGCGGGAAGGGCUUCUCACAGAAAGGAAAUCUGAAGAGUCACGUAAGAGUUCACACUGGAGAGAGGCCUUAUAUCUGUUCUCACUGUGGAAAGAGUUUCACACUUAAAGGAAAUCUAAAGAUUCACAUGAGGCUUCACACUGGAGAGAAGCCGUACACAUGCUCUCAGUGUGAGAUGAGUUUCACGUAUCAAAGAGACCUGAAACGCCAUUUGCAAACUCAUUGCUCCUCAGAGUGAUGAGAUUUGAAAAAGGAGCAUUUUUGUGUGUGUGAGAGAGAUUUCAAAAUAUUGCAAUAAACAUCCUCUCAUUUCAA